Molecule: messenger RNA, 1101 nt
Organism: Mytilinidion resinicola
Lineage: Eukaryota; Fungi; Ascomycota; Dothideomycetes; Mytilinidiales; Mytilinidiaceae
Exons: 1
Coding region: 1-1101 (366 amino acids)
Source: RefSeq, a predicted model, not a curated record
AUGCGAUCGGCAGCACGGCACGUGUCUGCGCUCCGGGCUGACGCUGCGCGCUCCUUCGCAGCUGCAAGGCGAGGCGGGUGUCUUCCGCCGACCAGCUUCCUGUCCUUCCCGAGACGCCGCCGGCCCCAGCGAUCUCCACGUGGCCGCGCUGUCUGUGACGGCGCCGAACCUCUCUGGGCGUCUCGAUACGCGCGCCGAGUGUUGGGUGGCAGCGGGCGCCGACGAAUUGGACGGGCCUGCACCGGCACCGCUGCUGGCGCGCGAAUGGCAGCGGGCAGAGUGUCUGGGGAUCGCGCACGAGGCGCCGAGCGGUCUUCAAGCGGUGAUGGGCGGAGUCGAGCUGCUGGCUGGGGCUUGGCGUGCAUUACCAGCGGCCUGGUUUGGGCGUCAGCUCGCGCUGUGGCCGCUGGGAAAAGGUGGGAAAUCAGCGGCGAUCCAGGCGCCUUGGUUGCGCCAAUGCAAGUAGCUGCAUGCCACAUCCCGCGAGCCUGGAGCUCCAUUCCAACACACCACAGCCGCAACCGACGAGCACGGGCGCGAGGCUUCUGCCACCGCGCUGCCGUCCCGGGAGGGCGUUUCCUGGUGGGACCCGCGGCGACGUCGUCGACCUCAACUCUUCAUAAGACGCCCGCCGUCCGCCGUCGUCGACCUCCUCGAGCUGCUGCAAUUCGGCUCCCGCCAGCACCCUUCAAUCUCACGCCGGGUGCCAGAUUACAGGAGAGCGACCCCUUCCUAUCCUCUAGCCGACCGCCUGGCAUCCAUGGCACCGUGCGCCAAUGGGAGCGGCCUAUAAGCGAAAGUCCAAAUGAUUUUGUGACUCGCCCACUCCGUCCCUUGGUCCACCUCUCCCACCGGCUUGGGGCAGGUCGAGCGUGGUUUCCAGUCCUCGCGGCCAGCUUCCCGGCCGCAGCUCUGCUCGCCGUCGUCGCUUUCUGUUCCAAUUUCCAGGCUGCUGAUGCUGGCCCUGGAGCUGGACGCUGCACUCCCCUGACGCCUGCAGUAUUGCAGCAGGCUAUCCAUGGAGCCCUCGCACCGGCUUCCUCACGAAAGAGCCGGCCGCUAUCGUGCAGCACGCGACCCCGCUCCGGCUGCCUCGUAUGA